GCGUCGCCACCCGCGGCCGCCACAUUCCACCUCCAUCGCCACUAUGGGGAACAUGCCGGGCCUCUCCACCACCGCCAGAGCGGCCCUCGUCACCGCCAACUCCCUCGCCGUGGGCGCACUCCUUCUGGCGGUGGCUCUACUUGCGCCCGUCGCUGCCCCCGCCCACGUGUUGACUCAAGCCCGCCCGCACUAUAUAGAAGAAAUACGGCCCGUGCUGCCCGCCACCUCCACCGGGCAGUUUGUGAGGCAGCCCCUACAGCAGCCGCUCCUUCAGCAGAUACAGCAGCCGAUGACCCCGAUCACUGCCGUCGCCGCCGCUGCCCCGCCCCAGAUUUCGGAGCCGAGGAAGCGAGCAGCCAUCGUCCUGGACAAGCUGAUGUUCGCCCUGCAGAAGGCACUGGACGAGCCCUCAGCUUCCCCCCAGCCUCAGCCCCCAGCCCCCUUCUCCCCCAGGACGCUCCCCUACCCUGGACCUCUCGACCUGCAGCGCCGUGGCAAUGGUGACGGGCGUCUGUACUGGCGGUGUUACUUCAACGCCGUGUCCUGCUUCUAAGGUGCUCCCCAGCUCCUCUGAAGGCAAGGACCCACACCCUCGCCACCCACGGAAGACAGCAGCAGCGAUCCUCACGUCUCAUGCCCUCAGGCAAAAUCUAAACCCAGUGCCGCGGCGGUGGUGGUGGUGGUGGUGGUGUCUUUCCUUCCCUUCAGCCAGGACCCGCACGGUGUAUAGCAGCGAGGAGUCUCAUUGUAUGUAUGGACUUGUCCCUCCUCCUGUCAUGACCCUCGAGUAGUCAAUAAAGUUACACGAAAAGAAAAA
Molecule: messenger RNA, 817 nt
Organism: Eriocheir sinensis (Chinese mitten crab)
Lineage: Eukaryota; Metazoa; Arthropoda; Malacostraca; Decapoda; Varunidae
Gene: AstCC
Exons: 3
Coding region: 44-553 (169 amino acids)
Source: RefSeq, a predicted model, not a curated record